Messenger RNA from Plasmodium gallinaceum, 375 nucleotides. RefSeq names its product mitochondrial import inner membrane translocase subunit TIM16, putative. The coding region runs from base 1 to 375 and encodes 124 amino acids. The transcript is spliced from 2 exons. Lineage: Eukaryota; Apicomplexa; Aconoidasida; Haemosporida; Plasmodiidae. The record is from RefSeq and is a predicted model, not a curated record.
AUGUUACCUUUUAGACCAUUAAGCCAAUUUGUUUUUCAGUUUUUGAUUGUAACUUCAACAGCACUGAGCAAAGCGUUUAUACAAGCAUACAAGGAAAUUAUUAAGAACAAAAAAAACACAAAUUUCAUAAAAGAAAAGUACAAUACUUGCAUGAAUGUUGAAGAAGCUUUAAAUAUAUUAAAUUUAGAUAAAAAUAAAAUAUAUAAAAAUUUAAAUAAAGAGGAAUUAAUGUCUUUAAAAGAAGAAAUAAAUAAUAGGCACCUCAUUCUACACAAAUUAAAUGAGAAAAGUGGACCAUAUAAUGGUUCAGCAUAUAUACAGAAAAAGGCAAAAGUUGCUAAAGAUAUUUUAUUUCAGCAUUUAAAAUUGCAAUAA